CAGAUUCGUUCAUUAGAGAAAGUGUAAACCUAAUGUUAAAUUAUAAGUAUUAUUUUAUAAUUAAUAUCAAUAUAUAAAAUAUAUCAAAACGAAAAAAAUGGUCGUUGACAGUGUAAAAACUACAGCGUUUUUGGUGCAAGGUCUUGCGACUCUAAAAAUUUCCUUUUUAGCAGCGUUGAUUGGCUUCGUUUACGCAUGGCCGUCAUAUACUCUAUCAAAUUUCCGAUCCGCCGACACAGUGUUAUCAGCGCCAAUGUCGUCUUUGGAAAUAUCCCUUCUCGGCAGUCUGACCAAUGUUGGAGGGCUCUUAGCGACCCCGCUAUGCGGUUAUUUAUUAAACAAAUUGGGACGCAAGUAUACUGCGAUGCUUUUUGGUUUGCCGUUCGUGAUUUCCUGGUCAGUUAUAUCAAUAACCAACUACGUUCCUCUAAUAUUGUGUGCUGUUGGAAUUUCUGGCUUCGGAGCAGCAGGCCAAGUUUUGACAACGGUGUACAUAGCUGAAAUAUCUCAAGACGCUGUCAGGGGUGCCUUCACAUCGAUAAUAUCUGUUGGUUACUUCCUUGGGCUACUCCUAUCGUAUUCAUGGGGAGGAUUCCUUACGUUCUACGAAGUGGUGUAUUUACAUUUGGGACUGUCUAUUCUGUAUUUGGCGAUGUCGAUGUUUUUGAAAGAGAGUCCGGUGUUUUUGGUACAGAGAGGAAGAGAUGAGGAGGCUGCCAGGUCAAUAGCAUUUUAUAGAAGGGUGAAUGUGACAUCAAGAGAGGUCGAGGUUGAGUUGAAGAAAAUAAAAUUGCAGUUAAAAACAAUUGCCAAUGAAAAUGACGCCCAGACUACAGACGCAUUGAUUGAAAAUAAACUUACAGGUGAAGCAGCAAGGUCUGAUUCAGCUUGGCAGUUUCUACUAAAAUCCGAAUCAUCAAAGCGUGCGCUCACUACAUGUUUAAUCAUCAUGAUAAUCAAGACAUUCAUGGGAGCUGUUACGCUACAAGUUUACGCUGAACCACUGUUUAAGAUGGCCGUGCCUGACAUAAAUACUUAUAAUUGUAUUAUAUUCAUGGCGAUUGUCAAUGUGGCAGCUAGCAUUAUUUGCUCGCUCCUGAUAGACAGACUGGGGAGGAAGUUCCUCAUGAUAACCUCGUCAGUUGGAUCAGGAGUUUGUACAUUCCUACUUGGAACACAAAUGUUGUUCAAUUGGGCCCCAGGAAUCUUUACAGCUGUCAUUAUGUAUGCAUUCGCAUUUAUAUAUAUUGUUGGCGCUAAUGCCGUCAUAUUCGUACUAGGGGGUGAAGUGUUUUUGCCAGAGGUCCGCAGCCUCUGCAACACUUUCAUCAUGAUUUGUAUGUGGUCCGUCAAUUUCGCAGCUCUUGUCAUAUUCUUCCCAAUCGUGGAGAACUUCGGCCUUCACUCGGCCUUCUUCGGAUUCUCCGUCAUUUGUUUUGUUGGAGCUCUCUACUGCCACUUCUUCUUGCCAGAGACUAAAGGAUUAUCAGCUGAUGAGAUUCAGCUUUUGUUCGUUAAGAAUAGAAAGGGUACCGGUGGGAAAUCUUGAUAUAAUUUUUUAUAUAAUUUUAGGUUGACUAAAUUUUCAUUUUUGUUUAUUUGUGUA
Messenger RNA from Amyelois transitella, 1606 nucleotides. Its product is annotated as facilitated trehalose transporter Tret1. The coding region runs from base 98 to 1549 and encodes 483 amino acids. The record is from RefSeq and is a predicted model, not a curated record. The transcript has 8 exons. Gene Ontology annotation, molecular function: transmembrane transporter activity. Gene Ontology annotation, biological process: transmembrane transport. NCBI's taxonomy places the organism in Eukaryota, Metazoa, Arthropoda, Insecta, Lepidoptera, Pyralidae. Gene Ontology annotation, cellular component: membrane.